Messenger RNA from Theileria orientalis strain Shintoku, 1815 nucleotides. RefSeq names its product chromatin-binding protein. NCBI's taxonomy places the organism in Eukaryota, Apicomplexa, Aconoidasida, Piroplasmida, Theileriidae. Gene Ontology annotation, cellular component: spliceosomal complex. The record is from RefSeq and is a predicted model, not a curated record. Gene Ontology annotation, biological process: mRNA splicing, via spliceosome. The transcript has 5 exons. The coding region runs from base 1 to 1815 and encodes 604 amino acids.
AUGUUCAUUUUACACAGGAAGAGGACCAGUUUGCUAGUUAAGCCGCAAUGGGAUGCCGUCGCAAAGCACGAAUCUAAAGGAUCAUUCUCUCUGGUUGAGAGCUCCUCAGUAAACAAUAAUAACGGGACGACGCUGGCGCUACAAUAUGAUGAAGAAGGGAAGCCCAAGUACGACCAAGUGAUUACGCAGAACAUGAGAAAGGGGAAGAUUGCAUACACGAGGCCCUCGGAUCAGAAGGAAAAGAGCUUCACAAGCGACCAGUUGACGAGACCAUCGGAGGAUAGAGUCCAGGAAAACCUGGCUAAGACAAAAGAGGCCCUGCAGUUGGCACUCUCCUCAAAAAAUACGCAGAUGGUUCAGAAGUCGGAAUCUGAGAUAUUCAGAUACACCCCGAACCAGAAGAGCGAGGUGGGUCAAAGGCUUAUUAAAAUGACGACGAGAGUGGUGGACCCACUCGAGCCCUCGAACAUAAGGCAUAAAAAGAUGCCAGCAAACCCGCCGAGUCCACCGGCAGCAGUGCUCCACUCGCCGCCGAGGAAGCUGACGAAGGAAGAUCAAAUGAACUGGAAGAUCCCGCCGUGCGUGAGUAACUGGAAAAACCAGAAGGGGUACACGCUGCCAAUAGAUAAGCGCGUGCAAGCGGACGGAAGAAGACUUCGAGAAGUGGUGAUCAACGACAAGUUCGCAUCACUCUCAGAGUCGCUCUUCAUAGCAGAAAGGACAGCAAGGGAGGAAGUGAGAAUGAGAAACGAGAUAAUACGCGAGGAGAAGCUCAAGGAGGCGAAGAAACGCGAAGAAGAGUUGCGCGAGUUGGCUGCAAAGGCAAGAGAGGAAAGACAUCAGUUGUUCGCACAGUCAAAGUCAAAGGGCUCAGAUUCAAUGAGUAAGCACGACGUAGAGGAGGAUGAAGAAUACGCGAGGGGAAGUAGACACAGGAGUGAAGGAAAACAUAGGCACGAUAGAGACGACGAAGAUGAAAGAGAACAUGAUCGUGGCAGUAGGUAUAGACACAGAGAUGACAAAGACGAUAGGAAGUACAGAGACGAUAGAAAAGAAACGAGGCACGACAAGGAAGAUAGGAAGCAUAGGGACGACAGAUAUGACAAAGAAGAAAGAUAUGACAAAGAAGAAAGAUAUGACAAAGAAGAAAGAUAUGAAAGGAAACAUAGACGUGAUAGAGAUUAUAGAGAUGAUAGAGAUUAUAGAGAUUAUAGAGAGGAUAGAGAUUAUAGAGAGGAUAGAGAUUAUAGAGAGGAUAGAGAGGAUAGAGAUGAUAGAGAUGGUAGAGAUGAUAGGAGGCACUCCAGGCACGAUAGGCGUGAUAGGAGUAGCUCGAGGCACAGCAGUGACCGCACAGAAGACAGUGACGACGAGAGAAGAGAGCUCCUGAAGAUAGAGGCGGAACGAAGAAGAGAGUUGGAGCGAGAAUGGCGCCUGGAAAAGGGAAUAAAGAAGAGGAGGACAGGCGAAAGGGACGUGAGCGAAAAGAUAGCACUGGGCCAGGCGAAGCCGACGAAAAUCACAGACCUAUACGACGCGAGACUGUUGCAAGGAGAGGCAGGAAUGUCAUCAGGCUUCGAUGGAGGAGAUGACGAGGGAUAUAACAUCUACGAUAAGCCGCUCUUCGCCGACAGAAGCACGGCGAACAUAUAUCAGCACUCGAAGGAGCGGUUCACUAAGUCCACAGGUGAUAUGAACGUGGCUUCCUUCGCCAACGCGGACCGCGGAGUACAGAGAAACACGCCAGUGGAGUUCGUAAAGGACCCGGACCCAUUCGGAUUUGAAAAGUUGCUUCAAAAGGCAAAGAAGACAUAG